AUGGAUGAUGCACUGCGAGUGGCGAAGGAAGCCCAGGAGCUCUUUCAGGAGAAGAAAGACCGGUCAGGGGAGGCACGGGCACUCAAUGUGCUCGCAGACAUCUACUGCGACUUGAGAGAGGUGGAGCAAGCCGUGGCCAUGUGCAAGGAGAUGCGUGCAAAGCUGCAGGAGACAGGCGACAAGAAGGCAGAGGUGACAGCCAUCAGAGUGCUGUCCAACAUUUACCUUGCAUCAGAGAUGCCUGGCGAGUCUCUUCGUGCAGCCAACGACGCAGUGCAGAUGUGCAAACGAGUUCAU
This is a messenger RNA of Symbiodinium necroappetens, 297 nucleotides long. NCBI's taxonomy places the organism in Eukaryota, Dinophyceae, Suessiales, Symbiodiniaceae. The record is from the annotation of a GenBank genome assembly.